Molecule: messenger RNA, 456 nt
Organism: Bipolaris maydis ATCC 48331
Lineage: Eukaryota; Fungi; Ascomycota; Dothideomycetes; Pleosporales; Pleosporaceae
Source: RefSeq, a predicted model, not a curated record
AUGUCUACUGCAGCCCGCCGCCGCUUGAUGCGCGACUUCAAGCGCAUGCAGACAGAUCCUCCGGCCGGUGUGUCUGCAUCCCCGGUUGCUGAUAAUGUAAUGACCUGGAACGCAGUCAUAAUAGGCCCUGCCGACACGCCCUUUGAAGAUGGAACGUUCCGCCUGGUCAUGCACUUUGAAGAAGCGUACCCCAACAAGCCGCCGGGCGUCAAGUUCAUCAGCCAGAUGUUCCAUCCCAACGUAUACGGAACCGGAGAGCUGUGUCUGGACAUUCUGCAGAAUCGGUGGUCGCCCACGUACGAUGUCGCAGCUAUCCUGACGAGCAUUCAGAGUCUGCUUAAUGACCCCAAUACGUCGUCGCCGGCCAACGUCGAAGCAUCCAAUCUGUACAAGGAGAACCGCAAGGAGUACACCAAGCGCGUACGCGAGACUGUAGAGAAGAGCUGGGAAGACUAG